Messenger RNA from Coregonus sp. 'balchen', 2923 nucleotides. The record is from the annotation of a GenBank genome assembly. Lineage: Eukaryota; Metazoa; Chordata; Actinopteri; Salmoniformes; Salmonidae.
AUGGAGAUAUCACAUCAAUUCCGUUGGGACCAAGUCCUGAUUUUGGCAGCGGUACUUAUGUCACCUGCAAUCACGUAAGUAGCCCGAGAGUGAUGAGAAGUAGAGAGGGUAGGUUACUGAUGUUCGAUGAGCAUUCCGGGAAAGAUAAUUAAUUAAAUCGAAAAUUAAAAUCGGAGAAAGAUUCUGUCAGGCUACUGGUAUUUCCAUCAGUCUUAUCCAGUGUUGUAUUUUAGUUAAAUAAGUUGGUGCAUAUAUUACAAUGCGUUGAUGUUUCGGUUCAGCUCUGUCUCACUAACUGACUAUUGCUGCUGCUACUACCUCUGUCAUCAUGAUUUCAAAUGUUUUCUUGUUUCUGACCUGUAAUUACACACACACACACACACACACACACACACACACACACACACACACACACACACAAACAAGCUAAUCAGAACCAACAGUUGGAAGACUGCAUGAUUAAGGAUGUGUAGAUCUCCUUCUUUAUUAGGCUACUCCAGCUGUCAACUGGCACAGAUGGUUGGUUUAGUAACAAUGUCAUCCAUGUUUCUACUGCACAUGAUUUUACACUGCUGCUCUUUAGGCCUACUGUAAUUUGUUCAACUAAAACAAAUAGUGAAGCUAUGUAAAUACUGUAGAUAUGAUGGUAAGCCUAGAGAUAUAAUCAACAUUCUAUGUCCUUACAACUUUUCCCAGAACUUAAGCUAUCUCUUAAGUCUUAUGCAUUAUAUGUCUCAGCGAAUACCUAUUCUCUGAAUCUUCAUUUCAUUACAUGACGCUUUCACUCUUAGAUGAAGAGUCGGACCAGGCACUAUAGGACCUCCUCCACAGAUAGAUAUUGCUCUAGGACUUGAUUGAUGAACCCUUGGCCAACUCUUCUGUAUCCCUCACUCCCUCCUCAACGUAUGUAUCCCCUCCUCAGGGUGCUGUGUAAUGACAUCCUGGGUCUGAAGGUGGCAGGAGAUCCGGUUCUGACCCCUAACUCUGUCUGCCUGCGGCUGGCGGGCCUGAGCAAGCGUCAGAUUCGUCUGUGUGUGCAAAGCCCCGACGUGACGGCCUCUGCACUGCAGGGCAUCCAGGUCAUAGAGAUAUAGUAUAACAUUUUUACAAUAUUUGACCAUAUUUUAUCAGGGUCUAGAAUGAAAGAUUCCCUGACCAAGAUGGCCGUCAUUUUAGUCAUGCUACCAGGAUACCAAUUUCCAUUCUAGUGUUGUAUUUCAUUCUAUGAUGCAGGUGGCCAUCCACGAGUGCCAGCACCAGCUCAGAGACCAGCGGUGGAACUGUUCUACUCUGGAGAGCCACAGCAAGCUGCCUCAUCAGAGUGCCAUCCUCAACAGAGGUGAGAGGCACACAGAGGAGCGCAGGGAGAAGGGGUUGGGAAUAGGGCCAGGAGUUUCUGGUGACUUGAUGAUUUGAUCAGGAAAAACUCCAGACCCCUCUAUCUCCCUGGUCAGAAUCUUUAGGCUCUUGGAGGGGAUGGUAGACAAAAAAAGUAUGCUGACAUAAACAUUUAUUGUUGUGCUUAUAGAAUAAGAGUAAUGACAGGAUAUGAAGUUUUUCUGUGAUAUUUAGAUUACACCCAGUGUGAUGACGUCAUGACUCUGAUGUGUCUGUCUGUCCUUGUCCCCCAGGCUUCAGGGAGAGUGCCUUCUCUCUGUCCCUGCUGGCAGCAGGUGUGGCCCACUCCGUGGCUUCCGCCUGCAGCCUAGGCAAGCUCCAGGGCUGCGGCUGCGAGGCCAAGCGUCGCCUGGACGACGAUAAGAUUCGCCUCAAACUUACCCAGCUGCAGCUGCAGACCCUCCAGAGGGGAGGAGCCAGAGUGGGCAUGGGAGGGGGUGGGAGAGGAGGCGCACACCCCCAGGAGAUCAGAGAUGUGCCAGCCAGCCUGCGUUCUGCUUCUACCCACCCCUCCUCCCUCCUCAAGCCCCUGCCAGAGGACCUCAGCCCCCUGCAGGAGACCUGGGAGUGGGGGGGCUGUAGCCAUGACGCCCGCUUCGGGGAGAGAUUCUCCAGGGAUUGGUUGGACUCCCGGGGCUCCCCACGGGAUAUCCACGCCCGCAUGAGGAUACACAACAACAGGGUUGGCCGACAGGUGAGAUCUUGUAUAUUUUGUAUGAUAACUGCAAGUAAGAGUCGGGCUCUCAUUUGAUGAAGGUUUCACAAUGGAAUUCGUCAAGUUUUCUAACAUUCAUGGAAUUGAAUAUUGAAUUGAACCAAUUAGUUAUAAAUUUUUAUAACAGAUUUAUAAACUAUCUAUAAACUACAUGUAUAAAUGAUUUUAAAUACAUUUAUAAUUGUUACCCUAGUACAUUGCAAUCAAAACCAUUCUAGACUUCUAUGGAUAUUGACAUGAUUGUUUCCCCCUGCACAGCUAGUGACUGACAACAUGAAGAGGAAGUGUAAAUGCCACGGCACGUCAGGCAGCUGCCAGUUCAAGACCUGCUGGUACGUGUCCCCAGAGUUCAGGCUUCUGGGGUCUCUGCUCAGGGACAAGUUCCUCUCCGCCAUCUUCAUUAACUCCCAGAACAAGAACAACGGGAUGUUCAACCCCCGGGUCGCAGCCGGGAAUGGUGCCUCAAAUGGGGUCAGGAACGGGGCCGGCGGGGGUACUGGGUCUGGGGGCGCGGGGGGCCCUAACAAUGGGGGUCGGCGGAGGAGCAGUGUGUCACGUGAGCUGGUCUACUUUGAGAAGUCGCCAGACUUCUGUGAGCGGGAGCCGUCCCUGGACUCUCUGGGUACUCAGGGCCGUAUCUGCAACAAGACCAGCCACAGCAUGGACAGCUGCGGGUCGUUGUGCUGCGGGAGAGGACACAACAUCCUGAAGCAGACACGCAGUGAGAGGUGCCACUGCCACUUCCACUGGUGCUGCUACGUGCUCUGUGAGGAGUGCAGAGUCACUGAGUGGGUCAACGUCUGCAAGUAG